CAUAUCGCGAAGUUUUCAUCACACUCACAGCGAAAGAAAAAACGGAGUUUAGGCUCCGAUUCGAUAGUGUUUUUUGCUGUGGCCGUUGGAAGAAGGACCUAUCCUUAGACAACAUUUCGCCACAUCUGGUAUUAAUUUUCUGCUUAUAGUGAAAUUGUACCACCCCCCCCCCUUCCCAAGUGUUUCGUAUAUCACUCACUCACUGGGGUUUUUGACACGGGUGGCGGACCAAUGUCACGCGUGCCGCAGCGGACACGCAGAGCCUUAGAGAGCAUGUCAAACUGUGAUGGAAGAAAGUGGUCACCCUGCUCAGAAAGGGACAAUUAAAUUUUUUUUUAAAAAUUUGAAAUGAAAAGCGUCAGCAGCCUCCGUUAGAUACGAGGCGCUCAAUGUUACAAGCCACUUGAUGAAAGAGAAAGAAAAAAAACAAAGACUUUAGGAAUUAACUUUAAAAUGUGGUCAAUGGCCGAAAAUAUUUUUUUCUUUAAAAUGGUGCUUAUGCGAAAGUAAAAAAAAAAAAACAGCAACAAAGAAAGAAAAUAGGGAAACAAAUUGAGAAUUAUAUACAUUUAAAUGUUUUGGAAUCUUGAACAUUUUAUAAUCAUCCGUGAACUCAAAGUAUCAUUUAAUUUUUACUUUUUUUUUAAACUUUUUACAAUUUCUUUUGUUUGUUUUGUAGAAAAAUAGCUGUCGGCUCAAUAGUUCGCAGAGAAACAAGGACAGCGAAAUGUCCCAUUAUUACUUCGUAUUUAUCUCGUCUAACCACUUCAAUUAUUAUUCAUAAUUAAACAUAGAUUGAAGUCAAAGGUAAUUUUUAAAAAAAUAAAUAAUUAGGCUUAUUUAUCACCACAUAUACUUAAUGUUAUUUUCUCAACUAUUUAACCACAUAUCCACUCAACACAUCAUCUAUUUCAUAACACAGCCACCCUUUUACUUCACUGCUGAAAACUCUCGAUCAUUAUACAACUAUGCUUGACAUUGUGUGUGUUUGUUUUUUUUUUUGGUCUCUUCUCACCAUCUAGUCGCAUCCAACAUGGGCCUGGCCGUGUUUCUCUUUAACUCCUUUGGCUUGACCACCGGCUUCUUCUUCGGUACGUAUCUCAGACCUACGGGCAUCUGUAUGAGGCCCCAACCUGAGCACUUGUUUCACAUGCAGUGUUAACAGAUGAAAUUAUAUGGGAAUAUACUUGUUUCACAUGGUGUUAAUGUUAAAUAUAAUGGGAACGCUUGUGGUACCUUCAGUUUAACAAAUUAAUACCUAUGAGAGUACUUACGUAACACACCAUAAUAGUUUUUUUUUCCAGCUUGGUUUUACAUACACCCUAGCAGGCUAUUUUGAUGGGUUUUACAUGCAAUAUAGCAGGCUAUUUAGAGUUUUUUUGUUUUUUUUAACACAAAAUAAAAGGUUAUAUAUAUGGGAGCACUACUGUUUCAAUUAUAAAGUAUAAAAACUAUGGUAUAUGAUCGGAGAUAUUUUGUUACAUAUGGCUGAGCAUGUCUAGUGUAGAUUGGAUUAGUUGUGUUACACACAUUUUGAUACAAUUCAAGAAGAUUGUAGAGUUUAAGGUUACUCAAUGCAAAUGAAAUAAUAAAUAAUACUUUUAUUUUAAAAAUACAAAGAAGAAAAGAUAACUACUGUGGUGUCCUGGUUGAAAGGUUAUCAAACUUUUAAGUUUUUUUCUAUACAUAGAUAAUAUGUUUACUUUAGUAUAUAUAUAUCAACUAUGUUUAAUUUAUUCUAUGCAUCCAUUAUAUUUAAUGUAUUCCAAGCAUCCACAACGUUCUUUUCUUUAUAUCCACCAUAUUCAUUUUAUUAAACGCAUCCACUAUUUUCACUCCAUUCUAUCUAUCCAGCGGGUUCACUUGAUUCUAUCUAUCCAGCGGGUUCACUUGAUUCUAUCUAUCCAGCGGGUUCACUUGAUUCUAUCUAUCCAGCGGGUUCACUUGAUUCUAUCUAUCCAUCAGGUUCACUUGAUUCUAUCUAUCCAGCGGGUUCACUUGAUUCUAUCUAUCCAGCGGGUUCACUUGAUUCUAUCUAUCCAGCGGGUUCACUUGAUUCUAUCUAUCCAGCGGGUUCACUUGAUUCUAUCUAUCCAGCGGGUUCACUUGAUUCUAUCUAUCCAGCGGGUUCACUUGAUUCUAUCUAUCCAGCGGGUUCACUUGAUUCUAUCUAUCCAGCGGGUUCACUUGAUUCUAUCUAUCCAGCGGGUUCAUUUGAUUCUAUCUAUCCAGCGGGUUCACUUGAUUCUAUCUAUCCAGCUGGUUCACUUGAUUCUAUCUAUCCAUCGGGUUCACUUGAUUCUAUCUAUCCAGCGGGUUCACUUGAUUCUAUCUAUCCAGCGGGUUCACUUGAUUCUAUCUAUCCAGCGGGUUCACUUGAUUAUAUCUAUCCAGCGGGUUCACUUGAUUCUAUCUAUCCAGCGGGUUCACUUGAUUCUAUCUAUCCAGCGGGUUCACUUGAUUCUAGCUAUCCAGCGGGUUCACUUGAUUCUAUCUAUCCAGCGGGUUCACUUGAUUCUAUCUAUCCAGCGGGUUCACUUGAUUCUAUCUAUCCAGCGGGUUCACUUGAUUCUAUCUAUCCAGCGGGUUCACUUGAUUCUAUCUAUCCAGCGGGUUCACUUGAUUUUAUCUAUCCAGCGGGUUCACUUGAUUCUAUCUAUCCAGCGGGUUCACUUCAUUCUAUCUAUCCAGCUGGUUCACUUCAUUCUAUCUAUCCAGCGGGUUCACUUCAUUCUAUCUAUCCAGCGGGUUCACUUCAUUCUAUCUAUCCAGCGGGUUCACUUGAUUCUAUCUAUGCACUACAUCCGUAGACGUGACUACAUGGACUUACACAGCUCCACAGUUCCCGACAUGGAGCUUUAACUGGCCGUCUUCCGCGACGGCAUCUUACCCAUCAUCCUCAUCAGCACCAGCUUUCGACAGCACCCUGUCUGCCGGCACCCUGUCUGUUAGCACGACGACGGCGGUAGACAGCAACGUGCCUGUCAGCACGACAACCGCAGUAGACAGCUCCGCGUCUGUUAGCGCGACAACCGCAGUGACAACGAGUGUGCAAAGGGUACCGACUGAUUCACCAACACUCCCAAGCAGCACCUCAACCCCAGCUCCAGACGGCACCACAUUCCCUCCCAGCAGCAGCAGCGACGCAUUGCCAGGAGGAGACGCCCUUGUUUCCACCAAGUCUCCCCCAACACCCUAUCAGUCUACAAACAGUCCACCAACGAUAGCUAGCACAGAUGGCCCUACAAUGAACGAUGGCACAAGCAGCCCACCAGCCAUCACUGGCACAGAUGGCCCUACAAUGAACGAUGGCACAAGCAGCCCACCAACGAUCACUGGCACAGAUGGCCCUUCAAUGAACGAUGGCACAAGCAGCCCACCAACCAUCACUGGCACAGAUGGCCCUACAAUGAAC
Lymnaea stagnalis (great pond snail) is the source of this 3415-nucleotide messenger RNA. NCBI's taxonomy places the organism in Eukaryota, Metazoa, Mollusca, Gastropoda, Lymnaeidae. The record is from the annotation of a GenBank genome assembly.